Messenger RNA from Nymphaea colorata (pocket water lily), 5184 nucleotides. RefSeq names its product protein FAR1-RELATED SEQUENCE 6-like. The transcript is spliced from 4 exons. Gene Ontology annotation, biological process: regulation of DNA-templated transcription. Lineage: Eukaryota; Viridiplantae; Streptophyta; Magnoliopsida; Nymphaeales; Nymphaeaceae. The coding region runs from base 204 to 2723 and encodes 839 amino acids. Gene Ontology annotation, molecular function: zinc ion binding; nucleic acid binding. The record is from RefSeq and is a predicted model, not a curated record.
UCCUUGGAUCUUAGAUCCGUGGUUCUGAAAUUGGAGGUUUUGCGAAAUCGCGUUUGAUAUUGGUUUUCUCCCUCUCUCUCCCCCUCUCUCUCUCACACCCGAAAGAGCAGGUCCGGUAUCGCGACUCUCUCCGGUGAACUCCAGCGGGCCAUGGCGUCCCUUAUAAGACUAUUAAAUGAAGGAUAAAAAGAGGUUUUUUGAUUAUGGAAUGCGAUGAAAUGGACCAAAUUAUUGUUGAGGAAGGGGAAAAUGCACCUUGCUUAUCGGGCUUGGAAUCUCAUAUGGAGGAAGCAGAAGGCAUGGAGCCUCAUAUAGAUGAAGCAGCCAAGGAUGCUACCAUGGACCUCAAUAUGGUUGAAGGAACCAAAUCCACCAAUAUGAACCCUAGUGCAGAUCAAACAGCUGUUGGUAAUAUGAACGAUGACCCUGCUAGCAAAGAGCUUGUUACAGCAGGAGAAGAUGCCACUAUGGAGCCUGUUCUUGGAAUGAGCUUUGACAGUUACGCUGAGGCAGAAAAGUUUUACUAUGAUUAUGCUAAACAUGUGGGAUUUGGCACUAGAAUAAAAUCAACUAGCCGUUCAAAGAAAACAAAAGAGAUUAAUCAUGUGGUGAUAUGCUGCAAUAAAGAAGGUUUUAAGGCACCAAAAAGAUUUACAGCCUAUUCAAAGCCAAUAACAAGGAUUGGUUGCGAUGCAAUGGUGAGAGUUAAGCAAAACUCUUCAAAGAAGUGGGUAGUGACCGAACUCCACCUUCCCCACAAUCAUGUUUGUUACCCAAACAUGGCAAGACGGUACAAAUCGCAUCAUCACUACUUGGACUCUGGAGGUAAAAAAUUUAAGAUGAGGGGAAAGAAGGAUCAGAAAUCGGGGAAGAAGGCAAAUCAGUCUGUUAAUACACUAUUCAUAGCUCCAAGAUUUUAUCCACAAUUUCCCUUUGUUCAACAGGUUCUAAUGCAACAGCAACAGUUAGCUUUUGCUCAACAGCAUCAGCCACAACAGCAACAGAUGAUGUUUGGGCAGCAAGAGAGCUUACCUUCUGAACAGCAAGGCCCAAGGCAUCUGAAGCUUGGGAAAGGAGAUCUGGAAAUGGUUCAUCUAUUUUUUGAGCGUAUGCAGUUGAAAAACAAAUGCUUUCAUUACAUGGUGGAUGUGGACAGCGAAGGAAAAUUAAGAAAUGUGUUCUGGGCAGAUGCCAAGUCCAGAGCAGCAUUUGAGUAUUUUGGAGAUGUUAUUAUGCUAGAUACGACGAGUUUGGUAAGUAGAUAUGACUUGCCUCUUGUUACAUUUGUUGGAGCUAACCACCAUGGUCAGUCUGUCUUGCUGGGCUGCGGCCUGCUUGCAGAUGAGUCAGUUGAGUCAUUUACUUGGCUUUUAAAAUCUUGGGUUGAGUGUAUGUCAGGGCGUUUCCCAAAUGCCAUUGUCACCGAUGAGUGUCAGGCUAUACAAGCAGCAGUUGGUGAGGUCUUUCCAAAAGCGCACCAUCGUCUAUGUUUGUGGCACAUCAUGGAAAAGAUCCCAACAAAGUUGAGAGGAUUAAGUGACUAUAAAGCCAUUAAGAAAGCACUUAAGAAGGCAGUUUAUGAUUCUUUAAGAUCUGACGAAUUUGAGAGAUCUUGGAAAGAGGUAAUUGACACAUAUAAGCUUGAGGAUAAUCAAUGGCUCAGUUCAUUGUAUGAACUCCGUCAUCAAUGGGCUCCAGUUUUCAUAAAGGAUAUUUUCUAUGCUGGAAUGUCUACUUCCCGGCGUGGUGAGAAGUUCAAUGCUUUCUUUGAUGGAUAUGUGUAUUCAAACACUUCUUUCAAGGAGUUUGCUGAGAAGUAUGAGAUGGUUCUUAAGAAGAAAUACAAUGAGGAGGCUCAAGCUGAUUUUGACUCAUACAAUAAGGUGCCAGUCAUGAGGACUCAUCUUUGUUAUGAAAGUCAACUUGCUAAGGUGUAUUCUGGAGAAAUAUUUGUACUAUUCCAGGAGGAGGUCUAUGGAACAUUUGAUUGUUACAACAUUGAACGUACUAAAAUAGAUGGGCAUUGUUCUACUUAUAUCCUUAAAGAGCGUGUUUUUGACAAGGAUGGCAAUAUCGUGGGUUCAAAGGAGUUUGAAGUUAUGGCAAGUGAGCCUGCAGCUGAAGUUCAAUGCCUCUGUCGUCUGUUUCAAUAUAAAGGUUUCUUAUGCAGGCAUGCAUUGUAUGUUCUUAACCAUAUAGGUGUGCAUGAGAUCCCAAACCAUUAUAUUCUGCCUCGCUGGAGGAAGGACUUCAAACGGAUACAUGCUUUACAAAAUCAUUCUGACAUUGUGGUGCCCAUUAGUGAAGCACAACGGUAUGACAACUUGUAUCAGAUGUUUAUUCAUCUUGUGGAGGAGGGUUCUUUAUCAGUGGACCACUAUAAAGUUGCAGUUAGAGGAAUUGCAGAACUUGUGGAAAAGAUUCUGUAUGGGGCAGAGAGUCAUAAUGGAUUUGUUGGCAACUAUACUGACAAUUCUAUUGAUGGGAAUCAAUACAAUGAAGUCAAUCUGACAUUUACACCCAUGAUGAAUUCAUGUGUUAUGAAUGAUCCUUUGAGGGUUUCAUGGCCAUUUCACCUGGAUGAUGGAAUCUAUGGUUCUGUGGAGACCAACACAAGCAAUAAAAAGAGAUGCAGCAAAUGUGGGAAGCUUGGUCACAACAAAAAGACAUGCAAAGAGGUAACCGAAUCUCCUUUGUCUGAAGGUUUCCUAUCACAAGGUUAGAUGUAGAAUGAUUCAUUUUAUUAGCCAGAUAAGGCUACAAAAUGGGAAAACUGCUUGUGACUCAGUUUCCAUCUGUGAAAUAGGUUUCAGUGGCCUGUAAGUAUUUUGUUCAGUUGCUUGCAAUUUAAGGCUUGUUAUCUUGUAAUUAUUUGUCUUAUACAUUUUAAGUGGUUUAGUUUGAAUUAAAAGUCUCAAGAUCUGAUUCUGUUGCCAUUUCACUAGAAAGAUUUCUACGCACUAGCGUUCUUGUUUUCUUUGGCAACCAGCAUAGAUGGGUUAGCAGAUUUAAGUAUGUAAUUUUGUUAUCUUGGAAUUAAAGAGUUUGAAGGAGCCAGAUUGAAUUAACCGUAUAUAUUUUGCUUUUUCCAUGAACACCAACUCGAACUUAAACUUGAUUGCCACAAGAAGGCAUCAAGGUUGAAGAUUUGGUUAAUUCAGGCUGCUUGCAAGCUCUACAGCAGUUUUUUAAAAUGUCAUUGCAUUUCAUUUCAUGGACAGUUUCUUGUAGAUGACAGAGCCAAUAAGCUAUUGAUUUGGGAAGUUUGUCAGUGAGUUGAAAUUUGAAUCUUGGGAUUAGGGUAUUUGGUGGCAAGGAUGAAAUUCCCUGCUUUUUAACUCCUUUCUAAGGAUUUCUCUCAGUAUCCUAAAUUAAGAACGGUAUCGAUGCCAAAGAACUAAUUCUUUAUUGCUUAUCUUAAAUGAUAUUUUUUUGCAAAUGCAUCACUUUUGUCUCUAUGUGCGUCUUGGAUGUGUGUGUGUGUAUAGACAAACUUAUGUUUCUAUCUUGAGGAAAGUUGCAUGGCAUGUUCCUCACUAUUAUGCAAGUCUCCGACAUUACUAUAGCUGUCUAUGUGCUUAUGUUUACCAUUUUGGAUAUGCUAUAAUGUCCAAUGGCGAUACUCAAAAGAGCAUUAGGUGCUAUUGUGUGCAAUUUUCUGUUUGAAGUAGUGGGACAUGUCACCAACACAAGUUGAAGUAUGCUUGUUAUGUGUUUCAAAGUUAAAAUAGAUAGUGCGUGAUCCAUCUAGGUCCCGAGGAGUUUCUUGUAAUCGGAUAAUGACUUGGCUCUCAAACAGGUGGUUGAGGACCGCGGUGUGGUAUUCUGCUUGAAAUCAAUUCACUGUUGGGUUGUGGUUUUUCUUGGUAAUAUGGAAAAGGGAAAAUGGAACUAGCUAUAUUACUUGUUAUAUUGAAGAAAAGCCAAAAAGGUUUUGGACAAUUUCUGGAUACCUUGCAUUUACCCAUUUUUGUUGUAUACGAGUUCUUAUAUUUUAACCUCUUCACUUGGUCCAGUCAUGCAACCGUUCUUGAUUAGUAAGGGAUAACUGUAGCAUUGCCUUAUUGACCAGUCUGAAGACUAGCUUUUUCUAUCAUCAAUGUGUUUUUGCAUUUCUACUAGUUGAAUAUUAGGUUCACCGUAGUGAACACAUUUGCAUGGUGAAAGCACAUUAAGAUGACAGUUGUUCUCAAGGUUAGGUAGCUGUCUAUCUAAAGGUAACAUACAUAGAAGAAAACAAACCACAAGACAAUUAUUUAAAAAGAUUCACUCUUAAGUGAAAUUGACACACACACGAAUCUCUUGGCUGAGAAAAAGGAGUUUUAUAUUGUUUCCUUUCAACUGGUUGAUUUAUUGUUUCCUUUGCUAUAAGGUAUCCUGUUAGCAUAUUUCCUUUCCUUGCUGGUUAUCUCUUUAUUUGAUAAUAAACUAUUUCUGCGUGUAAUUCUUAUCUCGUGUCUUCAUUUGGGUUUAGAUCAUGAUAACAAGUCAUCUUUAACAGCCCCAUGCAAACUCAAUAACUAGAGGAAGGGUGUUGAGCUUGUUACAAAAGGUAUGGAAUUAGGAUGUUGUGAUUGCCUUGGUCAUGUGGUCAACAAGUAGCCAGUUUUGAUGUAUUUGAGGUGAUUGUUGUGAACAUGGUCCAACAUGAAAUGUACAUUGAUUUCAACGUACUUAGUGCAAAGAUUAAAGUGAGGCUUAGUAGACAAAUAGGUAUAGCUAAUCCUGUCACACCAUAUGCAAUGUAACCCUUGUCAUUUUGCAUAGAUUUUUAUAAUUAUUUUAGUUGAUUUUGGGCAACUGCUAAUGGUUUUGAGCUAAAACAAUUAUCUUAUAGCUGGUUUGUUUGCAUAUUGAUUCGCAAUCUGAAGCUGGGUUCUGGUUAAUGCAGUGUUAUGACAGGUCAGGAGUAAGAGCAGAAUAUACAUAGCAUGUUAGUGUAUUCUGUGCAAAGUAUAGGUGACGGAAGUAGAUUGAAGUGUCUUUGUUACAUGUGUUUCUUAUUUUUCAAAUAUUUCACAUAAUGUGAGGUAUGAAGCUGAAAAGAGGGUCUGGAUGUGUUAGAAUUAGAAAAUUCUAUGUUUGGUGAUGCCUUUAUUGUCAGUUUUGGCAAAAUUGAGCAAAUUUCUAAAAACAGUGUAAGUGUGCUCUUCGUAAUAGCUCUAAAUUCAUUUGGUGACUUAA